This is a messenger RNA of Agelaius phoeniceus (red-winged blackbird), 7666 nucleotides long. The record is from RefSeq and is a predicted model, not a curated record. NCBI's taxonomy places the organism in Eukaryota, Metazoa, Chordata, Aves, Passeriformes, Icteridae.
AUGCAGCUGCUUCUCCAGGGCCGACAUGACAGCGGGAACACCGGGAACACCGGGACCCCCGAGAGCGGCCCCCGCCCCGCCGCGCCGGAAGCGGCUCCGCCAACAGCGCCGCCGCGCGGCACCGAGCGCGCCCGCCCGCCCGCAGGGCACCAAGGGAAACGUAGUCCGCGCUCCCGCCGCCGUGCCCAGGGCAGCACGGGAGCUGUAGUCCGCCGCCGCGGCGGUUGGCGGGCGGGAGGCGCGGGCGGGAUGCCGCGGAGGGGAGGUCCCGGUGACCCCGCCGCCGCCGCCAGCCUGCCGCCGCUGGUGCGGGGCCCGGCGCGCUGCUGGCUGCGCUGCUCCGUGCCCCGCGUGCUGUGGGCCGGUCCGCAGCCCGCCGCCGUGGUGCGGCUGCGGUGGUGGGGCGAGAGCUCCGGCGGCACCGUGCUGCAGCCCGCCGGCAGGGCCGGGCAGCCCGCGGGCCGCACCUGCGCCCGCUUCGCCGUGCGCUGCGGGCCCCGGCAGCUCGCCGCCUACCUGGCAGAUAUGGGAGUUCUUGUCCUGGAGGUUCUAACCAAGCGAGAGCACCUGCCCCUUGGCCGGGCGCAGAUCACGAAGCUGUCCCAGCUGUCUCCCAGCCAUCCCAUCAAAGGCUCCUUUGCUGUGGUGUCACCAACAUCGGAGAAACUCGGGGAGCUGCAGGUGUCGCUGGUUCUAGAGCCUCUGCCAGAGCUGUAUGACACCAGCAGCUGCGUGCCAGCCACACAGGGAGGUUCAGGUGCUGCUGCUGCUGCCCAGGAAAGCAGCAUGUGCCAGCCUCCUGCUCCAGCCCAGGGGCCUGUUGAACAGGACUCUGUUGACAACAGCAAAGCCACAUCUCCUAGAGGAAAGGACCCUUUGCUGUACCAAGAGAGCUCUGAAAACAUGAAGUUCACCUUUCCUGCCCCUCAUGCCCACGUGAUUUUGCCAGAGGAAGGUGUGAAAGCGAGCCCUGAGGAUCAGCCCCCGUCGUUCCCCGCCAGCAGCGAUCCCAGAGCGCUUCCCAGGGGCAGCGCACGGAUGCUCUCCGUGCACAGCCCAGCUACAGAAGACCUGCUCUCAGCUCUCUUGGAUCAGGGCAGUAAACUCCGUGAUGCCAUGGUUGUUUCUGCAAUGAAGUCCAGCCCAGACAUGGAGAUUGAACUGAAUAAAAUCUCUCAUUUUAUAGAGAGAGACGAUUUCCAAGCACCAACAAAGAGCCCAAGAGGCCUGAAGUCCAGCUUUGUGCCCACUCCUGGGGAUCCCCAUCACCUUGGCUCUGAAGUUUCAGGUCAGCAGUUUGACCUAAACUCUCUUGAAGAAAGAGCAAUCCAGUUACUGUUGGGCAGCGCUGAUCUCUCCCCGGAGCAGCUUUGGGACCGAGCCCUGUGGGAUUCCCUGUCCCUUGGCAGCGAGGCGCACGACAGCGAGCUGGGGGAUCCCCACUACGACCAGAGCCUGCUGGAGAGGCUGUUCUACACAGCUCCUAAAUCUGAUUCCAGUUUGAGCGAUUUCCUCAGUGAUGAUGAUGAUGUUAAAUCCCCAAAAAAAUCAUCCAAGACAGAAACUCUCAAAAAAGCAGCUCCAGUGGAUCCACAGAAGGAUUUUCAUGCCUUUGAUCAGAAUGUGACAGAAACUAAACCCAGCUGCUCUCCCCCUGCUGCUCCAGAAGAGCCCAGAGAAAUGGCUCCUCUCACAGCCUUGGGUGCAGACAGGUUGGCAUUGCUGCAGCGAAUACACCUGGCCAGAGUCACCAUAGAGAGCCUGAAAAUCCCUCCUGAGAGCCUGCAGGCCUCCCCCAGGAGGAAAGGUUUGCUGGGGAAGCCUCCACGGCCCACAUCUGUCCACAAGUGCACCUUCUUUGUGGAGUACCACUUUCCCGUGAGGGUCUCCAAGGAUGGAAAAGGACAGGUCUCCAUAGCAACAGAAGCAAUUCGAGUGGCCUCAAGCAAAAUCACACAUGAUGUGGUGAAGUUCCAGCAGCAGUCUGUGUUCCCUGUGUGGCUGGGGGGAAGGAUGAUGGAGCACUGGUGGGGCUCUGACCUGGCUUUCAAAAUCUACAUGAGAAAAAGCACGCAGAAAAAGGCUGUGGCCAUUGGCUCAGCAGCACUUCAGCUCCGCAGGGUGAUUGAGGCUGAGUUGCUCAGUGUCAGCUGGGACAUACCUGUGGAAAAAGAGGGAGAUCACACACAAGUUGGGCCACUAAAGGUGUCCCUGCAGCUCGUGGCCAGCCCCAGUGCCCGGGCAGGCGCAGGCAGGCGCCCGGCCCCAGCUGCCCAGCGGGGCCUGCAGGAGCCCGGCAGGAGCUGGGGGGACAGGGCACAAAUCCCCCUCUGCCGCCCAAGGAGCCCCGAGGAGCGGCCGGCGGCCGGGGGGGACACGCGCCAGGGGACAGGCGUGGCCCCCGCUGGGCCCCGGGGCUCGCUGCUGCACGUGCUCCUGAUGGUGCCCGACGGAAAGGACUUCGCUGCCCCCGGCUCCGCGCUCCCCGGCUCCUGCAACGUGUACCUGAACUGCAAACUGCUCAGCACCGAGCAGGCAGCGAGAUCCUGCGUCGUCUGGGGCACGGGACAGCCUGCCUUCCAUUUCACUCAGGUGAUGCCUUUUUCAUUGACCUCCAAACACUUGGAGCGGCUGAAGAACAAUGUCAUGAUUAUUGAAGCAUGGAACAAGCUGGGAAGCCCUGGCUGUGACAAAUUGCUGGGAUUGGUGAAACUCCCUCUGCAUCAGUUUUACAUCUCGUUCAAGGAUCCCGAGGUCUCCCGCCUGCUCCUGCAGGCCCAGUACCCGGUGGUGGCUGUGGAUGGCCCCGUGCCCGUGGUGGACGUUUUCACGGGCAGCACCCGCGGCAGCCUCAGGGUCACCCUGGCCAUGGGCUCAGCCGAGCAGAUCGUGGCCCUGCAGAGGCUCAAAUCCGAGCAGGGAGUGGUGCCUGCAGCCACACAGCGUCCUGCCCACUCUCUGGACCAGCCGGCUGCACAGCCCACACUGCAGUUGGAUCCAGGAGGGGAAGACCUGAUGGAGCACGUGUUUGAGAUCCACGUGGAGAGUGUGAAGGGACUCAGUGCCCUGCAGUCCACGCUCUGGGGAGAGGCUGACUGCUACAUCCAGUACUAUUUCCCAGUUCAGGAGGCUGGCUCUGGUGCACUGCAAGGGCCUGGACUGAGUGAGCAUGGCAUCACAUUAAAGCCAUUUAGAACAGCUACCACUCUGUGUGUCCCUGAUCCCAUCUUUAAUGAUGAACAUCAUCAUUCCCUGUUGGUUCCUGCUGAUGUCCCAGUCCAGAGGCUCCUGGUCAGUGCAUUUAUGUCUCCAGGAGCAGCAGCAGGAGGAAUCCAGUUUGAAGUCUGGUGCAGAUAUUAUUACCCAAAUGUCAGAGACCAGCUGGUUGCCAAGGGGGCCCUGCCUUUGUCACGGCUCUGUGCCAUGGUGACUCUGCAGCACCGUGAAGAAAUAGGGAUUCAAACUUUUACCCUUCCCUUGGUCCCCCGGAGUGAUUCCCCAGAGGAAUUUCAUCUGCGGUCUUCAGGUUUGCUCGAUGUGAGUGUGAGGUAUCAGCGAUCCCUGAAAACAGCAGCUGGAAUAACUGCUCAAGCUGUUUCACUUUCUGUACAAAUACACAGGGCAGCUGGUUUGCAGGCAGCAGCCAGGGCUGUGGCCCAGAGGAGCCCGUGUGUGCAGCAGCCGGCGGGGCUGGGGGUGAACGCCUACGUGUGCGCGCUGCCGUCCUUCCUGCCCCCGGCGCGGGCGCGCCGCACGCGGGCCGUGCCCCGCUCCUUCUGCCCCGAGUUCGGUCAGCGCCUGCGCUUCCUCUGCCGUCUCACCACUCACACGAGCACUGGGGAAGCCUCCUCUCUGGGCGAGCUCUUGCACUCUGGCAGUAUUGUUUUCUCCAUCUACCACCAGAGCACCGAGUCAGCUAGUGACAAACUGGCUGACAGAACAUGCAGAGAUUAUCUCCUUGGGACAGUCACAGUUCCAACCAGAGACCUGCUGACAAGGAGAUCAGGUGUCUCAGGCUGGUUCCCGGUGACGCUCCCCGAGGAGCCGCUGCCCCCGCACUGCUCGGGCUCCCUGCCGGCCGUUGUGGGAGGGCUGGAGCUCUCGGUGGCCUUUGCCCAGCAGGGCGACAGGGAGCGUGUCCUGGAGGCUGCCAGGCUCCGGGGCUGGAGCAGCGAGGAGUCCCCCGAGGACAGCGGGCCCUGGGGGCACAGCGCCAGCCCGGUGGCCGUGACCAUCUCCACGCCACGGCUGUGGCUGCCCCUGCACUGCGUGCUGCUGGCAGGGCAGGCGCAGCUGCACGAGAGCGCUCACUGCUACCUCAGGUACAAACUGUACGACCAGGAGCCCACCUGCACCUGGCUGCGGCGGCCACAACUGAGCCGCGACGCGGAGAGCGUCACUGUGAGCUUCAGGAAGCCCAGCAAGGUGACUCUCACAAGGAGCCAGGGGCUGCUGUGGUUCCUCAGGGAGGAGAAGUUGGAAAUCCAGGUGUGGUGGGCCUAUGGCAAGGGAAAUGAGGUGGAAAGACCCCUGGACACGGAUCGUCUCAUUGGAUCUGCCUACGUGGACCUGGCAGCGCUGGCAGAGAGAUCCAGGAGAACGCUGAGUGUCAGUGGCGUGUAUCCCCUGUUCCGGUGCAACGCUGCCGACCUGGCGGGAGCCGCCCUGCGCGUUCACGUCAGCCUGGGCCCCGCUCCCCCUGCCCUGCCCAGAGCCCCCUGUGCUGAGCAGCACAGCAGCAGCAGCAGCAGCAGCAGCAGCAGCAGCGAAGGUGGAGGCACAGGGGACAGCCCUGCUCCGGGCCAGCAGCUCCCUGACAGCCAGCAGGCGCAUGCUGAGAGUUCAGGGGUCACCAGUGGGCAGCCGCAGGAAGAGGACGGGCUGUUUCUGGAAAACACAGUUGCUGUCAAUAUCCUCGUGGAAAGAGCAAUGCACCUCAGUUUAAAAGGAAGUCCCCUGACAGAGCGUGAGGUGGCAGCCCCCAGCAGCUGUGUGUCGUUUGCUGUGGCUGGAGCAGAUGCUCCAGUCACCACUCCCGUGGUAGGAAACACAGACUCACCGGUCUGGGACUUCCAGCAGCAAGCAAGAUUAUCCAAAGAGCUUCUCCUGGAUCCACAGCAAACCUUGGUCUUCAAGGUGUGGCAUAAAGCAGAGUCGGAGCGAGUGCUGGGCUUUGCCUCUGUGGAUCUGUCUCCGCUGCUCUCUGGCUUCCAGCUGGUGUGUGGCUGGUACAACAUCACCGACUUCAGCGGGCAGUGCCGGGGGCAGAUCAAGGUGGCCGUGUCCCCUCUGCAGAGCGUCAGCGGGCUCCGGGAGGAAAGGCAGGCCAGGGCCCGCCGCCCUGGCGCCCCGCAGAGCUCCCCGGUGAAGGUCAGCUUUCCAGUGUGUCCUGGUAACGCUGCACACUUGUCCAAGCAGAUGCUGGACUCCUUGUCAAAGGAAGUCAGUGUUCCUGCUCGAGAGCACAGGACGGGCCCCGCUGGCAGCCAGCCCCCCCGGCACGAGGAGCACAUGCAGAACGUGCGCCGCUUCCACGAGUGCCUGCAGCGGGCAGAUGGGAACGGGAGCCCACGGCGAUUGCAGGAGUGCCUGCAGCGGGAGGACAGGAAUGGGAACAUGUGCCACGCUGCCCGGAGGGACACAGCACCGCCGGCCUCGCGCACGGCACUGCUCACUGCGCUCAGAAAGAACUUGAGUGAGCUGGAUGAGGUUCAAAGAUACUUCAGUGAGAAGCUGACCAGGUCUUUUCCCGACUUCAGCACGUCCAGACCAGGCCACGAGGAGUGGGAGAGUGACCAUCAGGGCUCCAUGGGCAGAGAAGUGGAUCCCAAAGGCUGCCAUCUCUUGGAAAAAUCCAGCCAGUUGGUGUCUCAGGUCAGCAGCCUCAUCAAUGACUUGCAGACUAUGACUAAGAACAGCAAGGCAGCCUCUGAGGUGCAGCAGGAGAGCAGCAGGAAGCCAGGAGCCUUGGCUGUGCCCAGCUGCAGGGAGGCAGGAGGCAGCCCUGCAGCUCCUGAGGGCCAGCUGGAGAUGCCAGCUGUGCCCAGCGUUCCCAGGGACACGGAGCAGCCCUGCCCUGCUGGCAGAGCCCUGUUUGGGACACACAUGUUGCACCAGCUCCUCGGCCCCAUUGUCCCUGAGGAUGAGCAUCCAGGGGGUGUUGGCCAGGAAAACCAAGGUGCUUUUGCCACCCAGCCACACAGUGAGGAGGAGUAUGAAGAAGAUGUCAUAGAACCACGAACUCUAAAUGAAAUAACCACCAUGACAGACAGGACGAGCCCCUGGUCCAGCAUCCUCUCCGAAACAGGGCAGGGGGCUGAGCUGCAGCCUCUGGAGCCCAGUCCUGAAGAGCAGCAUUGCAUAGAUGUGGGCUGUUUCCAGAGAGGGAACAGCAGCACCUUGUCCAGCAUGCUGCAAGGGGACAGCCAGAGCCUGCUCAGCGUCCUGAGCCCACCCUUGAGCCCCCACACGGGGGGGAACAGCCCCUGGGGAGCAGCAGGAGACUCCCAGAGAGGGAGCAGCAGCACAGGAACAGCAGCAGGAGACUCCCAGGGCUUCCACAGCCACACAGGAACAGCAGCAGGAGACCUCCAGACCAUAGAGAAAAGUGUGGAGCUCCAUGCAGGCUCCAAGGAACUGCUGCCAUCCUCAGGAGACGUGGGUUUGACCAAUCAAAAAGCCACAGAGAGAGAGGAGGAGGAGGAGGAUGCUGAGGCUGUAAAUGGGGAUCAUCAAGGCAAGGAAGGAAGUGCUUCUGAUGAGAACUGUGCUCAGAGUGUCUCAGCCCAAGCUGGCUCGGAAAGAAACAGCGAGAGCUUCCCUGAUGACAGCAGUGAGGACCCAGUGGAAGGCUCAGAAAACCCCAUCAAACAAAAAAUCACUUUAUCUGAUCCUGUGGUUGUUCCCAACUUCUUCCUUCCACCUCAGGAGAUGGAAGCCUCCAUGAGACUGCUCUGCACGUCUUCCCAUCCUUCCACACCUCCAAAAGAGUGGAGCAGUGCCUGCAGGGAUCCCCUACCGAAGAGCAGCUCGCCCCAGGCCCAGCGCCCAGCUCUCCGAGGAGGAGGCCAAGAGAAUCGCCAGGAUCUUCUCUGCUCAGCUCUCCAAGAAGGAAUAGCGCUGCCCCGAGACCCUGCACAGCACAGCCUCCUCACCAUGCACGGGCUAAGGCAGAGCCCCCCUGGGAAGGGGAGGGGGAGGCCGCAGCAUUCAGGCCCUGCUUUUAGUUUGCCUAAUUGGUUGUUAAUUAAUCCCCUGUUUAGAAGGGCUUAAAGCCUGUGGUCACCCACAGGGAGCUGUGUCCUGUAGGGGCAGGUCCCCAGUGAGACACACUCCUGUGGGUAAUCCACAACCUGUUAUCUGCUCUCCAACUAGCCCAGUUUUAGGAUUUAUUCCUGUGAAAUAGCCCUUUCAAAAACAGUUGGUGGGCAGCACAAUUGUCUGUUUCCACAGGUGCCCAAAGUGCUUGUGUGAACACAGGCCAAGGGCACAUAAAUUCUGGUGGGUGUACAAAAGAGGGUGACUGGAAAGAUGAGACUUUUAUAUUUAUAUUUAAAUUAUUUUUGUACACCUUUCAGAGAACAGACUUUGAUGCCAACAGAGCUCAGUUAUUUUUGUACUGCUAUCUCCAGUGUUUGUUUCAAUAAAAUCCCCCUUUUUCUUGUCA